Messenger RNA from Apis laboriosa (Himalayan honeybee), 3473 nucleotides. It is a transcript of the gene beta'COP, whose product is annotated as coatomer subunit beta'. Gene Ontology annotation, cellular component: COPI vesicle coat. The transcript is spliced from 8 exons. Gene Ontology annotation, molecular function: structural molecule activity; protein binding. The record is from RefSeq and is a predicted model, not a curated record. Gene Ontology annotation, biological process: endoplasmic reticulum to Golgi vesicle-mediated transport; retrograde vesicle-mediated transport, Golgi to endoplasmic reticulum; intra-Golgi vesicle-mediated transport. Lineage: Eukaryota; Metazoa; Arthropoda; Insecta; Hymenoptera; Apidae. Bases 446 to 3040 code for a protein of 864 amino acids.
AUAAUAUAUAUUUAUUUAAUAAUUAUUAAAAGAAUUUUAUUUUAUCGAUAUUUCAACAAUAUUUAAGGGGUUAUAUGUGAUUACAGACAGUACGUCAUGAAAGUGCAGGUUAAGGAUUUGACACAUUGUAUAUUGCAUCAUUAAUUUAUAAAUAAAUCUUCAAAUUUAAUAAGUUUAACUCUAUAAAAAUUGCCAAUAACAUUAUUAUAAGAUCCAAUAGUAUGUUCUAUGAAUAAUUCAUCUAAUGAUAAAUAUAUUUGGUCGAUUGUUCAAUCCAUGUGUAAAAACCUUUAGAUCAACGCCAUUUUUAGAAGGUGUAUAUUGUUGUGUAGUGGCAGAGAGGUUGGGCCACGUAGUUACUUCAUGGGAGAAAAUUUAAAUUUUGUGUCUACGUUAUUGGGCUUGGAAUUGUUUAAUACUGUAAAUAUACAUUGUACAAUAAAAAAUGCCUCUGAGGUUAGAUAUCAAACGAAAACUGACUGCGAGGUCAGACAGAGUAAAAAGUGUAGAUCUUCAUCCAACAGAACCAUGGAUGCUUUGUUCCUUGUAUCAGGGAAAUGUUAAUAUAUGGAAUCAUGAAAAUCAAAUGCUGGUCAAAACAUUUGAAGUGUGUGAUUUACCAGUUCGUACAGCUAAAUUUGUGCCACGCAAGAAUUGGGUUGUUACUGGUUCAGAUGAUAUGCAAGUUAGAGUAUUUAAUUAUAAUACCUUAGAACGUGUGCAUUCUUUUGAGGCACAUAGUGACUAUGUCAGAUGUAUUGCAGUACAUCCAACACAACCAUUUAUAUUAACAAGUAGUGAUGAUAUGUUAAUCAAAUUAUGGAAUUGGGAAAAAGGUUGGAUAGGACAACAAGUGUUUGAGGGACACACACAUUAUGUAAUGCAAGUUGUAUUCAAUCCAAAAGAUAACAAUACAUUUGCAAGUGCAUCAUUAGACAGAACAGUGAAAGUUUGGCAACUUGGAUCUUCAACUGCCAAUUUCACUUUAGAUGGUCAUGAAAAAGGUGUAAAUUGUGUUGAUUACUAUCAUGGUGGAGACAAACCAUACUUAAUAUCAGGGGCGGAUGAUAACUAUGUCAAAAUCUGGGAUUAUCAAAACAAAACUUGUGUACAAACAUUGGAAGGACAUACACAGAAUAUUUGUGCUGUUUGCUUCCAUCCAGAAUUACCAAUUAUUCUCACUGGUUCUGAAGAUGGAACAGUUCGAAUAUGGCAUUCUGGAACAUACAGAUUGGAAUCUUCUCUUAAUUAUGGUUUUGAAAGAGUAUGGACAAUUGCUUGUUUACGGGGUUCGAAUAAUGUUGCAAUUGGUUAUGAUGAAAGUAGUGUUAUAGUAAAAGUAGGUAGAGAGGAACCUGCAGUUUCAAUGGAUUCAUUGGGUGGUAAAAUCGUUUGGGCGAAGCACAGUGAAAUACAGCAAGUGAAUUUGAAAGCCUUGGGAGAAGAAACACAAGAUGGAGAGAGGCUUCCAUUAGCUGUUAAAGAUAUGGGUGCUUGUGAAAUUUAUCCACAAACAAUUCAACACAAUCCAAAUGGAAGAUUCUUAGUUGUUUGUGGAGAUGGAGAAUAUAUUAUUUACACAUCUAUGGCAUUAAGAAAUAAAGCCUUUGGUCAAGCAUCAGAAUUUAUUUGGGCAGCUGAUUCAAGUCAGUAUGCUGUUAGAGAAAGUAACACUACUGUAAAAGUUUUUAAAAACUUUAAAGAAAAAAAGAGUUUUAAACCCGAUUUUGGUGCUGAUGGUAUUUUUGGGGGAUUUUUAUUGGGCGUUUCAUCCGGAUCUGGCUUAUCGUUCUUCGAUUGGGAUACGUUAAAGUUAAUUCGUCGUAUAGACAUUCAACCUACACAUGUCUAUUGGGCCGAAAAUGCCUCUUUAGUAGCAUUGGCAACAUCUGAUCAAUACUUUAUUUUAAAAUAUCAUACUGAUGCUGUUGCAAACGCACCAGAAAAUUCGGAAGACAUUGAAGAUGCUUUCGAGAUGGUAGCAGAAAUGAAUGAAGUUGUAAAAACUGGUCUUUGGGUUGGCGAUUGCUUCAUUUAUACAAAUAGUGUAAAUCGAAUAAAUUAUUUUGUUGGUGGAGAAGUUGUGACUGUAUCACACUUGGAUAGACCAAUGUAUCUUCUUGGAUAUGUACCGAGGGAUAACAGAUUGUAUCUAUGUGAUAAGGAAUUAUCUGUUGUUUCAUAUUCACUAUUGUUGUCUGUAUUAGAAUACCAAACUGCUGUUAUGCGAAAAGAUUUUGAAACAGCAGAUAGAGUUCUUCCCACAGUUCCCAAAGAACAUCGUACGCGUGUGGCUCAUUUCUUGGAGAAACAAGGUUUUAAAGAACAAGCAUUAGCCGUAUCUACGGAUCCAGAGCAUAGGUUCGAACUGGCUCUAGCUUUGGGAGAUCUCGUAACGGCACAUUCUCUUGCUAAGGAAGCAAAUAGCCAGCAAAAAUGGCGACAAUUGGCAUCUCUUGCCACGCAGAAAGGAAAAUUGUGUUUAGCACAAGAAUGUUUGCAUCAGGCACAAGAUUUCGGAGGACUUUUAUUGCUCGCCACAAGCACAGGAAAUGCGAAUAUGAUUCAAAAAUUGGGCGUAGACGCAGACGAAACUGGCAAGAAUAAUAUUUCUUUCUUAUCAUAUUUUAUUCUUGGAGAUCUCGACAAGUGCCUAGAUAUUCUCAUAAAGACAGAUAGAAUUCCAGAAGCUGCAUUUUUUGCAAGAACAUAUGCCCCUAGUAAAAUUUCAUCUAUUGUAAAAUUAUGGAAGGAAAAACUAUCAACUGUAAGCAAGAAAGCCGGACAAAGUUUGGCUGAUCCUGAACAGUACGAAAAUCUGUUUCCUGGAUAUAGAGAAGCAUUGAAAGUUGAGCAGUUUCUUAGAGAAGAGAGUAAAAAAAAGAUUCCGGCAUCUGCAUUUCCGGAAGUACAAUCCAAUGUCGAUCGAAAACCAUUCGAAGAGAUGUUGGCAGCUGAUUUGGAUCUCGAUCUCGAAAUUGACGAUACUAUCGAUACUACUGGUGUGAAUCUUGACGAUGACCUUCUUGAGGAAGAUUAGUCGAUUGGAGGCUAGGUAACGUGUAUUUCACACGUGUAAUAUCCAUUCUUCUGUCAAUCAUUCCCCACGAGCCAAUCAGAAUUGUUUAAACUCAAGUAUUAAAAAGAAAAGAUAUCGCGAAAGAACAUUUUUGUGCGCGAGUGUUUUUAUCAUGCACAAUAUUCAACCUGUGCACGCAGACUUUAUUCAUGUACCGAGAAUUAUAUAGUAUAUUGUAAUAUAACAAAAUAUUCACAUAAGUUUUCACCUGUUUUUUUCCAUGGCCAUCAUUGCCCAAUCUUGAGGUAUCUUUUUUAUCGAUGCUUGGAAAUUUAGGAAAUCUACAAAUAUAUGUUAAUAUAAAAAAGUUCAAUACAAUUUAAUUUCCAUUUUAUUUUGCAGAUAAAUAUUUCCGUGUUGGAGAAAUAAACAAUAAAUAUUUAUAUUCUGAAAA